Trichomonas vaginalis G3 is the source of this 1443-nucleotide messenger RNA. RefSeq names its product serine-type endopeptidase protein. The coding region runs from base 1 to 1443 and encodes 480 amino acids. The record is from RefSeq and is a predicted model, not a curated record. NCBI's taxonomy places the organism in Eukaryota, Parabasalia, Trichomonadida, Trichomonadidae. The transcript has a single exon.
AUGCUGAUUUUCCUUAUAUGGCUAACCAAAAGUCUUGAAACAAUUUAUUUUAAUGAACGAUCAAAUCAAGGAUAUUUAAAUGCAGGACCUCAUGAGUUUCAUCUUUAUGGUGGAGCUGAAGGUGAUUCAUAUCUUAAUGGGACCCAUCAAAUCAAUAAAGGUGGUCGAGGGACAUAUAUUAAAUUAUAUCUUAAUGUGAAAUAUCAUGAUAUACCGUAUGAAGUCAUAGUUGGAGAAAACGGAAUUUCUCAUUUAAUUGGUCCUAGCCAAUCUGGUUUUCCGAAUGGAGGUCUUGCUGGAAAAUCAUUGGAAGAGAAAAACGUUGUUGGUUCAGGAGCAGGAUCAACCGUUCUGAAAAUCAAUAAUCAAGUUGUAGCUGUUGCUGCUGGUGGUGGAGGUGCUGUGAUGAAUUAUAGUGGCUCACCAGGUGGUGGUAUAAAUUAUAAUUAUGUUUUUGUCAAUAACAGCUUGCAGAAAAAUGAAAAUCGAUUAUUUUUUUCAUCAAGUGAAUUCGGAGGCAAUGGCACAUCGAGUGAAUGUAUUCCAGGUUCUGGUGCAGGUGGUGGAUAUCUUGGUGGCAUUGGAGGCAUUGGCACAUGUAAAUUUCCAUACACAUCUGCAUUAUCAACUAGUGGAAGUUCGUUUAUAAAUACAAAUCUGAAUGCUAUACGAUAUUCCUAUAAAAUCGUCAUGGACGAAUUACACUCAUAUGCAAAUGAAAUGAAUAAGAUGAUAUAUUCAAAUUGUGGAUAUAUGUGUGAUCGUUGUAAUGGAAUUCGUCAAUGUGAUUUAUGUGCAUCAGGGUAUAUUUAUUCACCAAAUUUUAGUGAUUGCUGUUCUGUAUCAAUAAUAGAUAUUGUAAAACUUCCACUAAAUCACAGAAAUUUGAAUGACUAUUAUACGCCAAAUUUUAAUUGUUCCAAGAAAUGUCGGAUAAAUUCUUAUAGAAAUAAUGAUUCAUGCAGAUCUUGUAACGAGCACUGUGAUUUUUGCGAUGAUAGCGGACAUUGCCUUCAAUGUUCUGAACCAUAUUAUAGAAAAGAUUAUCAAUGUGUUUCACAAUGUGGUGUUGGAUACUAUUCAGAAUAUAUCGAUGAUAAUGGUGAUUACCCAAUAAAAAUAUGUGAGAGAUGUCCGCAAUAUUGUAAAACUUGUGAGUGUGCAAAUUCAUGUAAAGUAUGUUCAGAAGGAUACAAAUUGAAAGAAGAUUACUGUGUUGAAGAUUGUGGAGACGGAUUCUAUGAAUCAGAAGGUGUUUGUCAUCGAUGUCGCGAAGGAUGUUUGAGAUGUUCAGAUUCACAAAACUGUCUUGAAUGCAACUCACCAAACAAACUUAUUAUUGGAAACAAUUUUCGAAUUUGCAAAAAUUCGAAGUCAAAACGUAAGAAUAAUCACUCUUUAUUAACAUUAUUAUAUAUUAUUACUCAUAGUAAAAAUUUUUGA